Egretta garzetta (little egret) is the source of this 1577-nucleotide messenger RNA. It is a transcript of the gene SLC25A3, whose product is annotated as solute carrier family 25 member 3. The coding region runs from base 228 to 1040 and encodes 270 amino acids. Lineage: Eukaryota; Metazoa; Chordata; Aves; Pelecaniformes; Ardeidae. The record is from RefSeq and is a predicted model, not a curated record. The transcript has 6 exons. Gene Ontology annotation, cellular component: mitochondrial inner membrane. Gene Ontology annotation, molecular function: phosphate transmembrane transporter activity. Gene Ontology annotation, biological process: mitochondrial phosphate ion transmembrane transport.
UAUAAUUAAUCUACUAAUGAAUUGGAGGCAUAAGCUAUCCCCUGGACAUCAUUGUCCAACAGUGCAUGGAGUUUAUGUAAAAGCAUGGUGUGUCUUUAUUUUUUGCUGCAGAAUACAGUUGUGAAUAUGGCUCGCUCAAGUUUUAUGCUCUCUGUGGCGUUGGUGGGGUCCUAAGUUGUGGCCUGACACACACUGCUGUUGUACCUCUGGAUUUAGUGAAAUGUCGUAUGCAGGUUGAUCCACAAAAAUACAAGAGCAUCUUCAAUGGAUUUUCAGUGACAGUCAAAGAAGAUGGCGUUCGUGGCUUGGCUAAGGGAUGGGCUCCAACCUUUAUUGGCUAUUCCAUGCAGGGGCUUUGUAAAUUUGGUUUCUAUGAAGUUUUCAAAAUCCUAUAUGGCAACAUGCUGGGAGAGGAAAAUGCUUAUUUGUGGCGUACUUCGCUAUAUUUAGCUGCAUCUGCCAGUGCGGAGUUUUUUGCUGACAUUGCUCUGGCUCCAAUGGAAGCUGCUAAAGUUCGUAUUCAGACACAGCCUGGAUAUGCUAACACUCUGCGGCAGGCUGUACCCAAAAUGUUUGGAGAAGAAGGCAUCUGGGCUUUCUAUAAAGGUGUUGCUCCACUAUGGAUGAGACAGAUUCCAUACACAAUGAUGAAAUUUGCUUGCUUUGAACGUACUGUUGAAGCUCUCUACAAGUACGUCGUUCCCAAGCCACGAAGUGAAUGUACAAAAGCAGAACAGCUGGUAGUCACAUUUAUUGCAGGUUAUAUUGCUGGUGUGUUCUGUGCAAUUGUUUCCCAUCCUGCUGACUCUGUGGUGUCUGUGUUGAACAAAGAAAAGGGCAGUUCUGCUUCACAGGUUCUUAUGAGGCUUGGAUUCAAAGGUGUAUGGAAAGGUCUGUUUGCUCGUAUCAUUAUGAUUGGUACCCUGACUGCACUACAGUGGUUCAUCUACGAUUCUGUGAAGGUUUAUUUCAGACUUCCUCGUCCACCUCCACCUGAAAUGCCAGAAUCUCUGAAGAAGAAGCUUGGUCUAACUGAAUAGGCAACUCAUGGACUGACUGUACUGGCUGUCCCAGUGAUGAGUUUCACGAAACUUUUAUAUAUUUGACUAGUAGAAAACAAACUCUAUACGAUGUCAUUAUUGGCUGUGCCCUCAUCCUGCAUGAGGGUUUAAAUUCUACCACUGUCAUUGCCUGAAAUAAAUGAGAAACAGAGUGCUUAGUGUCUGUUUACUACUGCAUAUGUAAGCUUCAUUUCAUAGCAAAUACCUCAAGUAAUUCCCGCCCCCCCCCAAAAAAAAAACCAAAACAAAACCCACCAAAAUUAUUCUACACUUAAGGAACUAGAAAAUUAUUAAACCGUUGUAACAAAAAUAGACUUUCAAUGUUUCCAGAGAAGUGCCAAGAGCCUGUUUUUGCAGAACUACAGAAACUAACUGCAGUUCUGUGCACUUCAAGUCCACUGUUUUACUUGCCUAUAAUAAGCUGUUACUGUAGAACUGCUGAGCUCCUGAAUGGCCGAGAUGGGACUGCAGCCUGGUAGGGCAUCCUGGUCAUAGCAUCGCUGUUCUCUAUAGAGA